AUGGUUGGACAAACUGGGAACUCAUUAGGUAAAGCUGGUGCAUCUUUGUUUGGACGGACUGGUUCAGGUCAAUCCGCAGGCUCAUUUGGCCAGACUGGUGUAUCAUCCUUGUUUGGGCAGACUGCACAUGCCAACACGUCUCUUUUUGGAAAGACAGCACAGAAAAAAACAGUAUGUGUUUGGUCAGACAGCACAGCCUACAUUUGGACAGAGUACAUCACAGCAAGGUACUUGUUUGGCGAUCCAGUCCAGCCCACCCCUGAAACCCCCCGUAAAUCUCUUUUUGGCUCCGCAGAUCCAAGCAUGGACAGAACCAGCAUGGUUGGCACAAAUAAAGCCGUUGGGAAUGAGGCUACACUUUUACGUUCAAGUCGUAAUGCCCUGCCGACAAUAGGGUCCGUUUCCACUGUGUUGAGUGGUGCCUCACCUCAAUCUUCUGAUAAUGCUCUGAAUAGUGUGUACACCUCUUUUGAUCAACUGACGACUGUGGAGAGGGAACAGUUUGAAGCACAAACGUUUACUGUUGGUUUGAUUCCAACAAGACCUCCUCCUAAAGAACUGUGCAUGUAAAUUAAUGUCGUU
Messenger RNA from Dreissena polymorpha, 582 nucleotides. Its product is annotated as nucleoporin NUP42-like. The coding region runs from base 1 to 570 and encodes 189 amino acids. The transcript has a single exon. NCBI's taxonomy places the organism in Eukaryota, Metazoa, Mollusca, Bivalvia, Myida, Dreissenidae. The record is from RefSeq and is a predicted model, not a curated record.